Molecule: messenger RNA, 384 nt
Organism: Lolium perenne
Lineage: Eukaryota; Viridiplantae; Streptophyta; Magnoliopsida; Poales; Poaceae
Source: RefSeq, a predicted model, not a curated record
AUGGAGAAGGGCUUGCAGCGCCACCACCACCUGUUGGGCGGCGGGAAGAUGAGGGGCGCGGCGGGGCUGAUGGGCCUGCAGAAGCAGAACUCGUGGUCGCCCGACAUCGAGCGGGACGAGGCCUGGGAGCGGCGCCGCCGCGGCCUGAUGUGCCGGGCGCCCUCGUCGUCCUCAUUCACCCGCGCGCAGAACGUCACCGACGACGACCUCGACAAGCUGCGCGGCUGCCUCGAUCUGGGCUUCGGGGUCGAGCCGCCCGCGGCCGCUGGCUGCGCGGCGUGCGGCGAGGGCCGGAACCGGCUGGUCGAGACGCUCCCCGCGCUCGACCUCUACUACGCCGUCGCCGUCAAGGGUGGCGGAAAAUUGGUCAGCCACAGAAGAUGA